GAGUCAGUUCUGUUAUAGUAGGCCACGAGGUAGCAACGACUCGUGUUCCUUCAAAGUCCACGACUCUCUCUUUGCGUUUCUUCGAAAGCUGCUCGUCGUCGUCAUAGUCGUCUUUGAUAAUCUCGCGUAUCGUCAUCGUCAAAGAUUUGUUUCCAAGUAUUUCAAUUGAACCGAUAAAAUAGCACACGCAUUUUCCUAAUUUUGUUAUACGCUUAAGGCGGCCAUUUUGGAGAACGCCGGAGGAUCCAAGUGAAAUACAAUAAAAAAAACGUUUCGAUGUAAAUUUUCAUCUACGAGAGAACAAAAAAUGUACAAUUGAAGGAAGGAAAAGAGAUUGGUGAUAGACCGAAUGAUUCCUCGGAAAUGUUGUUUUGAGUUAGGCUCGAGGUAAAGUGUGUGCGCGCGUCCACUACCAACCAACCAACCAACCAACGUGCUUCUACUCUCCUUCUUUCGAAAGAGAAAGCAGACGACGAGGAGGCAUCGUCGUAGUUCGUCGAUCGAAUUUUUCUUUUUUUUUUUGUUGUUGUUGUUCCUUCUUCUCAUUCCUCUCUUCCUAUCAAAUAGAAAUAUAUUAUCUCGAGAUAAUAAUUUUUUAAUCAUUUAUUUUUCACAACAUAUUAGUUUGUAUAAUUGCCGGCUAAGUAUGGAAUAAUUUUCAACGCUUAAGGGUGGCAUAAAACUAAUAGAAAUUUUCUUUUCAUUUUUUUUUAUUAUCUCUCGAUUUGUUUCCCCCCAUUAUUUGAUUCACCGAGAAUGGUGGUGGUGCUGCUACUGUUGCUACUGAUUUGAUGUUCGAUCUAUCAACUUACUUCCGCGCUGAUCAAAGAUCCGUGCGAUGAUCGGCAACAAGAUUUUGUUAUUUCUUUGGAUACUUCGAUGGAUCAGCUUUCUCGGAGAUUUUACGUUGGCCGAGUCAUGGCCUACGAGCCUCGACGAGUCAUUGGACGAAAGAAACGAUGCAGAAAUAUUUCGAGCCGUUGUAGAAUCCAUGAGAGAAUGGUCCUUACACAAACGUGAACGUCACAGAAACAAAAGAGAAGUGUCUAAGGUUUGUUACGAGGAUGUUGGAUGUUUCGAAGAUACCGGACCGUUCAGUUAUCUGGAAAUGUUACCUUCUCCACCUAAGGAUGUUGGUACCAGAUUUCUGGUUUACGGUAGCAGAAAAGCGAGAUCAAUACCAAUGGAAGUGCCAGCUGAAGAUAUAAACGAUAACGCUCACCGUGCCAUAGAUCCAGAUUUGCCGACCAAAGUUAUAGUACACGGUUUUGGAUCUAGUUGCGAUCACGUGUGGGUUUACGAGAUGAGAUUGGCUUUAAUGACCGUUCACGAGUGUAACAUUGUGUGCGUUGAUUGGGGUCCAGGAAGUGCAGUGCCAAAUUACGUUAGAGCAGCAGCCAAUACUCGACUGGUCGGUCGUCAAUUGGCCAAAUUGAUUAGAAACUUGGAAGUUCCCCAAGAGAGGGUACAUUUGAUCGGGUUCAGUCUUGGUGCACACGUAGCUGGUUUUGCUGGGGCAGAAUUAGGAAACGUUUCUAGAAUCACCGGAUUGGAUCCAGCUGGGCCACUGUUCGAAUCCCAAGAUCCCCGAGCACGAUUGGACGAGACAGAUGCCAAUUUCGUCGACGUGAUACACAGCAACGGUGAACAAUUAAUACUCGGAGGACUUGGUUCUUGGCAGCCAAUGGGUGACGUUGAUUUUUAUCCAAACGGUGGACGAAUGCAAACUGGUUGCUCGAAUCUUUUCGUUGGAGCUGUAUCAGACAUCAUUUGGUCUGCCCCAGUUGAAGGUAGAUCUUUGUGCAAUCAUCGACGGGCUUACAAAUUAUUCACCGAUUCCGUCAGCCCAAAGUGUCGUUUCCCUGCAUUCCCCUGUCCACGUGGCUACGAUGGUCUUCUGAAAGGUGAAUGCUUUCCCUGCAAUGUUAACGGGGAUAAUAAUAGGGGUUGCGGUGACAUGGGUUAUUACAGCGACAAAUUACCAGCUAGAGGUCAGCUUUAUCUAAUAACAAGAGAUGAAGAACCGUUUUGCGCUCAUCAAUACAAAGUUAAGGUUUACAACAGUCGUGGCGAAAGACCAACCAGAAGUUAUGGCAAAUUGCAGAUAACGCUGAUAGGUGAUGGAUCCUUCAACGAAAGUUUUGCGAUGACGCGAAAGGAUGAAGAACUUUUGGUAGGAGUUACGCUUCAAAAGAUUGUCGUACCACAUCCAGCAGUUAACAACGUACAAUCUAUCGAGAUCAAAUAUACAGCCUACAGUGGAUGGUUAUCGUCUGGAUUGGUAACUUGGAGCAUAGACAAGGUUGCAUUGGUCGAUAGUUUUGGUAAAACAUUGUCUAUAUGUAAAAACGGUUUGAUCUUGGAAUCUGGACGAGCUAGUCGUUUGCCACUUUAUUCAGGUGAUUGCGAAAUACCUGUUGAGAAAGAAAACAUAACGAAUCCGAUGAUAGUCCCAUUGGAACGCAUGGUUCAAGAUAGACAAGGUGGUAUUGGGCCCUUCACGAAAGAUCAAAAUUAUGAUUUUCGAAAUGCUUAUUCUAACGAGUUCACGUCGAAAAAGAGAACCGGCACGAAAGGUGUCGGACCAUUCACGAAAGAUCAGAAAAAUAUUCGAUUGGUCGAUGGAUCCAACGAUUAUGAGAAUACUGACGAUAGUUCCAGUAAUUCAUGGAAAAUCGUUGAAAUAUCAAACGGCGGCGAGUCGAAUAUUUUGGACAACGGGGAAACCGAAAACGGUAGAAGUUUUUCCGGCUCGAAUUUUAUCCAACGUGUUUCGUCGUUUACCGAAACCACCCCCGAAGACAAAAACAAUGAAGAUGAUGACGAUAAUGACGACAACGAUGACGAGGUCACGACGAAACAAUAUUUGCCAGAAAUUCGUGAACCCGUUUUACGUUCGAACAAAAAAGAAUCCGCGGGGAGGUCUUUAAAAUUAUCGGAAAUCACCGAACCAAUUUUAAGACCACGUUCAACGAGACAAAAUUUAAAUAAAAGGAAUACAAGUUUUGACGAGGAAAGGCAAGACGAUGAGAUACAAGAAACUUCGUCGACUUCUACCAGAGGAUUUACCGUACAAUUUUUACCCGAAAGAUUGGCAGGAAUACUUGCGCAAGCCGAAAAAUAUGCCAGGCAAACGUUACUGCCAUUGAUUUCCCAAUACACUCCCAGUUUUGUUAGUGGUCUACGUCAAGAAGAACCGAAAUAUUUUCCACCUUUGGGAGAUAGAAUGGAUACAAAGGAAUCUUUUGAAAAUAAAGUAAGAUCGAGAUACCAACACGCAAAGCAAUUGGAUUUAUUACAAAAGGAAAGUAUUGAAAAGGAUGAGAAAGUAAAGGAUGUCGUCAUUGAUCCGAAUAGUUCGAUGGACGUUAUUAUAAAGAAGGAGGAUAACGUAACUUUAAAAAGAAAUGAAAGUAAUGACGAAUGGGUGCCGAUCAAAGAACCGGAUUCUCAGAUUUCUCAAAGGAAUAUUAACGUGUCUAGAUCUUUAGAAGAUAACGAUCAAGAAACGAUAACUUCGACGAAAAAAUUAAACGAUUGGAUACCGAUAACCGAAAAUACGCGUCAAUCAACGACUAUCAUUUCAACAGAUGAUACCAUGAACGAAAAUUUGAUGAGAUCAAUGAAUUCUUCGAUAGAUUCUGAAAAUCGUUUAAUAAUUACCGAAAGAUCAACAUCCGAUGAAACUAAAGAGGAACGUAAAUUCAUUCCACUGAUUGAUUUACAAAACACCGAUGACGACUUUUUUCCGUCGUCGACCGAAAUUAAUGAAUCUCGUUCAACGAUUAGCUCAACGAUUUCUUACACUUCCCAUAUACAAAAGAUUCCAAGAUCAUCGAGUUCAAACAAAAGCAGAGAAUCUAAAUCUUUCCCGAAAAGGACGAUGAUAUUUCCGUACGCUUACGAAAGAAGAAAGGAUCCAAGAACGAGAUACAUACCAUUGAUUCCUGAGGAAGACCUCGGUAGAUCCAUUACAUCCUUCGAAAGGGAUCGUUGAUGGUCUAUCAUCAUUUAGCCAUAGUUAAACUAAUUAGAUUAUCAAACUAUGCCUAAUAAAAUUGGCUUCAAUUUUCAAAUCAGGCCAAGUGGUGGUGGCCGUGAUCAUCGAAUUGAUAUUUAAGAGAAAAAAAAAAAAGGAACACACAAUGUUAAUUUAUUCUUUUAGUUUAACAUUUCACAUUCGUCUUCGUAAAUUAUUAUUAUUAUCAUCUUUUAUUAAUCAGUCCCUUUUUGUUCCCCCAUAAUUAGGAAAACUAGCGUUCGAAUGUCGCAAAAUGAUCGAAUAAAAUGAUUUAAUAUCGCACACAUGGUGAACUCUUCGAACGCUCGUUUAAAUAAAAGGAAUUUUAUGAGACAUUCGCAAAGGAUAAUUAUUAUAUUGUUAUUAUUUUGUAGGAUUUAGGUUCUCUCUUUUUUUUUGUUUGUUAUUUGUUAAGAUUAUUUCGUUUGAUGAAAGAAUGUAAACAUCGACCAGGUGGUAGACAACACUUGAUAGCUUUUAGCUAAAAAAAGGCUUCCCAUCAAUCAAACUUAUCAUCAGUUUAUUUUACUUUCUUUCCAUUGCCUUCUAUUUUAUUAUUCUUCUUUUGUUUUGGUAAAAAUUUGGAGUCUCCUUAGUUAUUAUUAUUACACUUGUAUAUAUAUAUAGGAAUCUUUACAAUAUAAUAUAGUUUAUC
This is a messenger RNA of Polistes canadensis, 4676 nucleotides long. RefSeq lists its product as uncharacterized. The transcript has 8 exons. The record is from RefSeq and is a predicted model, not a curated record. The coding region runs from base 839 to 3997 and encodes 1052 amino acids. Gene Ontology annotation, molecular function: lipase activity. Gene Ontology annotation, biological process: lipid metabolic process. NCBI's taxonomy places the organism in Eukaryota, Metazoa, Arthropoda, Insecta, Hymenoptera, Vespidae.